Messenger RNA from Trichobilharzia regenti, 1599 nucleotides. The record is from the annotation of a GenBank genome assembly. Lineage: Eukaryota; Metazoa; Platyhelminthes; Trematoda; Strigeidida; Schistosomatidae.
AAUUUACAUAUAUCCGAUAUUGGUAUUGCAUUGAUCACAAAACAAGUAUUGUUUACUUGUUCGACGAGCAAAUAUUUCAUGAGUCACCUUCGUUUCCAGCUAAACAUGUUACUUUGUUCUGUAACAAAUGUUACCAUUGAGAAAGAAAUGUUAGUAUUUUAUUAUUAAGACCUCCAUAUAAAAACGAAAGAGAAUGAUACAAUUAGGAAUAUAUAAAUAUUUAUAUCUGCUGUGACAAAUUUCUGAAUGAGGAGGUCACAUUUAUUAGAGAACUACUUAGUGGAAAUAUUUAUUUGGAGAAAAUUCCUGAUAAAAAUAUAAAUUUGAUUGAUCUGUUUGCACAGAAUACUUUGAUUGGCUUUCUCGAGCAAGUUACAAUUGCGCAUAUUCAUCAUCGGAUUUCUGGACAUCAUCAUGAAUGAUUAAGCAAAGGAAAGAGAAGGUCAUAAUGAACAUCAAGUUGAUGUUUGCAUUCCAACUAAUAUAUCCCUCACUCCCGAUGGUGUUGGCGUUAUCAUUGUCACUACUAUUUCAGUGUUUAUAUACGUUAUUAUGGGAUUCCGAGACUUUAGACGUUAGACACCACAAACGAUGUAUUCAUCGGACACUUUAUUCUUGUGUGUGAAUUCAGAUUCAGUGUUUCAAAUUCUCCAUGACAAUUUCUAGGAGUGCUCUAGUUGAAAUACAAGUGUAUAAACUUGUCACCUAACAAGUAAUAAUGUCCUAAUUUUCCCUUUUCAAGUAUCUUGACUCUCUGGGCAUAUAUCCACCUGAAAAAUAUAUUUUCACAACGUCAAUGGCCUCAUAUGGAGUUUUGACAAUUAUAAGUCAGUGGUUUUGGUGCAUUAUGAUGGGAAGACGAUUUGCACAGAAGUCAUUUCAGUCAAAGAUCAGUAAAAUGCUCUCUAUCAUGACAACUACAAUGUUUACAAUAUCAGGUUCAUCCAUCAUAAUAUUGUCGUUUAUUGAUACAAGAAGUUACGAUGACAUUCACUACUACUUGGCCCUACUGACUUUUGGUAGUCAUGCUGCAGCCAUUCCAUUAGGCACUUUACUUGUAUUACUCGUUUUCCGUCCAUGGAUAUGGUUUUGCUUAGGAAGAAUAAUUAUUUUACUCCAGAUGAUAAUUGGGUCAUAUUUUUUUGUACAUUUCAAUGAAGCCGGUCAGUUAGUUGAAGAGGCAGAAGAUAUAUAUUACAUCAAAAAACAUGAACCUGGCUACGAGGAAUUUAAAUGGAGUGCACUGAGUGAAUGGUUUGUUGUUAUGGGGUUCUUAGAAAUCACAUUGAUUACUGGUUUUGAACUACGAAGCUACGAGAAGCAACGUGUCAAUAGGCAGAAAAUGUCUUCAGGGGAAGAAGGAGUUUAAUUCUCUUUUGAAUAUAUCAUUGUGUUUACUUUCGAUCUUAUUGUGUAUGUGUACAUGUUGGAUUUUAAAUUGUUACUCCUCAUGAAAUAUUUCCUCCUACAUAGUUGAGAAAUAUAUUUCUUCAAGCAAUUCAUUGUCCAAGACAAAAGGUACAUAUAACUCAAUUCUUCAUACCUCUAUAAUUUUGAGAAUAUAUUGUUACUAACAAAAAUGAAAUGAUUGCCUUAUAU